AAGUAGUAGUUACUAGUUAGUACCUCCUCCUUCUUCUUCUUGAAUCCGCUGGUCUAGCCUAGUUACUCGCUGACGGUGUCGUUUUCUACAUUUAGCUCCGAUUAAUUUGUAGGACUUGUACAGAGAAAUGGAAGAUGUGAUAACGGACAUUCCUCCUCCUUCGAGGUUCUUCUUGGAAGAUCUGAACAUCUUUACUCCUCCAUCACCUCCUCUUCCCUCUCCAUUCCUUCUGUUCUCCAUUUCCAACAAUGGGAAACCUUUCCGCCCUUCUCUCCUUGUAGUUGCAAUAUCCUUUCCAUCACUUCACUUCUUUCAUCAUGUAUCCUCCAAAAAACGGAUUGGAACUUUGAUUCUCCCUGAGAUCCCUUUCUCUGGCAACUCAGUCGAACCCUCUCUUAGAGAUAAAUCCUGUGACAUAUAUGCCAUCAAUAAUGCCGAUGAGUCAAUUGUUGUUGUGUCUGUCCAGUACCCUGUUACAGCAGAGAGAUCUCAUGCUGUGGCAAAGUUGCUGAUAGGUGAGCAGAUCAACCCGGAGAGGGUUUUGAUUCUGGAGUCUGUUCAGAGUCGUAACUUCCGAGGUAAACUUUCAAGGGAUGAUUCAUUUGCAUUCAAGCUGGAGACAUCCUUAGAAAGAAGCAGCAAGAACUCGCCGCUUAUAACUGGAUUGGACUAUUUGCCAUCAGGAAGCAUGGUUGAUGGCUUGGCAGCUGCUCUUUUGGCUCAAUGUCAGUUGAGGAAGAUUAGAGGGAGCCUUUGUCUUUCAUGGCCCGAAUUUGGUUUUUCAUCAAAUUCGCUGAUUAAAAAUAUGCUGCUCAAGGUCUUGCCUGGAAUAGAGCUUGCUAGUAAUAGCAAUGAUGAGGAUUCAUUUUUAAGGAUUGCUCGUGAAAAAGAUUAUCUUGAUUCUGAACUGUAUACAUGAAAUAAUUAGUUCCUAAGCUUGUUUUGUACGUGAAAAUUGCCAUUUUGAUCAUGCCUCUUUAAUUUGGAAAAUCUUCUGACUCAAUACUGGAGUAACACUUGUUGUCAGCUCUAUAUUACCGUAACUUCAAGUUGUUCCAAUUCAGGGCUACAUGUGUCAAUGUGCGUCAGUGGAUUGGAUGUUAUAUUAAGCUGCGAGCUCUGGGAAGAGUUUGAUAA
Coffea eugenioides is the source of this 1137-nucleotide messenger RNA. RefSeq lists its product as uncharacterized. Lineage: Eukaryota; Viridiplantae; Streptophyta; Magnoliopsida; Gentianales; Rubiaceae. The coding region runs from base 128 to 919 and encodes 263 amino acids. The transcript has 2 exons. The record is from RefSeq and is a predicted model, not a curated record.